Olea europaea var. sylvestris is the source of this 875-nucleotide messenger RNA. Its product is annotated as macrophage migration inhibitory factor homolog. The transcript is spliced from 3 exons. Bases 250 to 597 code for a protein of 115 amino acids. Gene Ontology annotation, molecular function: phenylpyruvate tautomerase activity. The record is from RefSeq and is a predicted model, not a curated record. Lineage: Eukaryota; Viridiplantae; Streptophyta; Magnoliopsida; Lamiales; Oleaceae.
CAAAAUAGAAAAUUAAAAAAUUAUUCCUACGCCGCCUCACCACACACUGCUGUCUCAUCCAAUCCAUGGACAAGGUUGCGCAAUAAGCUACACAUAUCCUUCCCAUUAGGCAUUAUCACUUCUACCUGCUUAGCCUCAAACUAUUAUCUAGAAGCUCUUGAUUUGUAGCUACGGAGUUAUUUGCCUAUUGAGUGCUAGUGUUUCUUUUUUCAUUAAAGCAGAGAGAAACGGAGAAUUAAGCGCACAGUUAUGCCCACUUUGAAUUUAUUCACAAACAUCCCCGUUGAUCCAGUGGUUGCCUCUGAUGUUCUUAAAGAUGCUACCAAAGCUGUUGCCAAGAUUAUUGGCAAACCUGAAUCUUACGUGAUGAUAUUGUUAAAUGGAGGGGUUCCAAUUGCAUUUGCUGGAACUGAAGAGCCAUCUGCAUAUGGCGAAUUGAUCUCCAUUGGGGGCCUUGGACCUAGUGUCAACGGCAAGCUCAGCUCAACCAUCGCAGAGAUUCUUGAGACCAAACUCUCUAUUGACAGUUCUCGGUUUUAUAUAAAAUUUUAUGAUGUUCAGGGCUCAUUUUUUGGGUUCAACGGCUCAACAUUUUGACUGAAGGAACGUAGAAGAUGCUGAGAGUUGAAAGAUUGCGCUCAAACUAGUUUAAAACUAGUUAACCGUUGCUUGUCGUGUCCUCUCAAACUAGUGAAUACUUCAUUAUGCCAUGAUUGUUUCAUUGAUGAAGAAACAUAUUCCUUCUCUGUAUCCUGGUAACCAGUUUGUUACUUAAUGGUUCACUUCAUCUCAUCUUAUAUGCUGGAGCCUUAAGAAGGUUUGUUUCCUCUAGUUUUGAUACAGCCUUGGAGCCCUGGUUAAUUCAAAUUUAGUAU